This is a messenger RNA of Sugiyamaella lignohabitans, 912 nucleotides long. RefSeq lists its product as uncharacterized. The record is from RefSeq and is a predicted model, not a curated record. NCBI's taxonomy places the organism in Eukaryota, Fungi, Ascomycota, Dipodascomycetes, Dipodascales, Trichomonascaceae. The transcript has a single exon. The coding region runs from base 1 to 912 and encodes 303 amino acids.
AUGGUACGGGAUUUCUGGAAACUAUUGUGUAUAACCUCAGUGGUUACUACUAUUCACGCAGCUGAGAGUCCGUAUCACAAUAGUUUAAUAGAACCAGCAUGUAACACUGCUACAAGUAUCUUCAUGCCGUGGACAGGAUUUCGAGUGUCUCGACAGACAGCGACCAGAACCCGUCCAUGGGAAACAGUAUAUGAGAUGCGAAUUUCAUAUUGUUGGAGGGGAAGUGAGUAUUUUGUGACCACUAUUAGUACCGGAGGCGGCUGGAUCGCUUGGAACUCAACGUUUUGUAUUGAAGAAACUCCUUACACCAGUGAAAUAGCAGGUUGUUUUAAGCUUGCACGGCGAAUGAGAUACUCGUCUAUAGACUCACCUCUUUACCACCCUGAUACAUUUGUCGGUGGUCUAUUCUUAUGUGAAUCCGAAACUUUGUGUACGAAUUAUGGAGCCGUCCCGAUUUCACCAAUGAUUACUGAUCAACCGUAUAUGGUCUGGUACGAAAAUUCGCCAAAUCAUACGGAGGUCAUACCUUUGCUAUACACUCCUGAUAGAUCUUCUGUAUUUUAUCCUAGAGUAAAUUCAGAGUGGGCGAGCUAUAUUGAUAUCAAUGAAGAAUACGAUCCAGAUGCAAGACUGAUCGACGAUAAUACUUCAUUUAACAAGACUCCAAAGCUUACUCCACGACAAUUUUACUUAUCGGCCAUUAAACGGGUCAUUUCACAGCUUCGAAGAUCAGGGAUAAGCCUGGGGUUUCCAAUGGCCCAUAUAGUGAAAGACUGGACUUUAGUCAUCGAUCAGUUGCUCUUAGCUAUUUUCAAGAUGCCCCCAAAAGACGCUGCCUACUAUUAUAGGGUCGCAGUAAAUACCUUCGAACAGAACUAUAUCUGCAACUUCACAAAGUUUCAAUUAUUCUAA